Piliocolobus tephrosceles (Ugandan red Colobus) is the source of this 1264-nucleotide messenger RNA. It is a transcript of the gene CRB3, whose product is annotated as crumbs cell polarity complex component 3. Lineage: Eukaryota; Metazoa; Chordata; Mammalia; Primates; Cercopithecidae. The transcript is spliced from 7 exons. Bases 693 to 1073 code for a protein of 126 amino acids. The record is from RefSeq and is a predicted model, not a curated record.
UGCCUCCUGCCCGUAGUCCAACAACCUGCCAGGCAAUCUUAAAGAGGCCGCGGCCGCAUUCAGACGCUGCGCGGCAUGGGGAGGGGGGCGGCUCAAUGUCCCGGGCGCGGGGUUGAGGAUCCCAGUGUUCGAGCGCUGGAGGCGGGGCUCUAGCCUGUAGCACUCGCUGCACCUGCGGAAUGUCCCUACUACUAGUUUCAGGCGCAGUUUCCCUAUUCACCAUUAGGGGGAAGGGAGCCCAGACCACUUGACAGCGAAUAAUCAUAACAAAAGCUCACUUUGAUUCAGUGCGUUGCACACGCCAGGGCUUUUACUCACCUCUCGCGUCGUCGUUGCCGAAACCCUAUAAGAUGUGCGUCAAUGUGAGUGUGCCCCAUGCAGAAGUUCCAAGUUCUUCCCCUCACUUGAGCUCAAUCCCAUACAGGUGUUCCUCCUACAAGGCGCUUUCCCUUACCUCACAGGUGAGUGACUAAACUUUCCGGGUCACGUGAGCGGGCGGAGCCGGUGGGAUCGGACCCAAAGACCGAUCGACGGACCGAGGGUUCGAGGGAGAGACACGGACCAGGAACCUGAGCUAGGUCAAAGACGCCCGGGCCAGGUGCCCCGUCGCAGGUGCCCCUGGCCGGAGAUGCGGUAGGAGGGGCGCGCGCGAGAAGCCCCUUCCUCGGCGCUGCCAACCCGCCACCCAGCCCAUGGCGAACCCCGGGCUGGGGCUACUCCUGGUGCUGGGCCUGCCGUUCCUGCUGGCCCGCUGGGGCCGAGUCUGGGGGCAAACCUCCACAGUAUUGACCCCUUCUGCAAAUCACAAUAGCACUGUUGUGCCUUCACCCACCAGCUCCAGCUCCAAUGGCAACUUGUCUCAGGGGGCCAUCACUGCUAUCAUUGUGGUCUUCUCCAUCCUGGCCAUCUUGCUCCUGGCUGUGGGGCUGGCACUGUUGGUGUGGAAGCUUCGGGAGAAGCGGCAGACGGAGGGCACCUACCGGCCCAGCAGCGAGGAGCAGUUCUCCCAUGCAGCUGAGGCCCGGGCCCCUCAGGACUCCAAGGAGACGGUGCGGGGCUGCCUGCCCAUCUAGGUCCCCUCUCCUGCAUCUGUCUCCCUUUAUUGCUGUAUGACCUUGGGGAAAGGCAGUGCCCUCUCUGUGCAGUCAGAUCCACCCAGUGCUUAAGAAUAGCAGGGAAGAAGGUACUUCAAGACUCUGCCCCUGAGGUCAGGAGAGGAUGGGGCUAUUCACUUUAUGUAUAUAAAAUUAGUAGUAAGAUGUAA